This is a messenger RNA of Diceros bicornis minor, 3188 nucleotides long. RefSeq names its product ectonucleoside triphosphate diphosphohydrolase 1 (gene ENTPD1). Gene Ontology annotation, biological process: nucleoside diphosphate catabolic process. Gene Ontology annotation, molecular function: GDP phosphatase activity; UDP phosphatase activity. NCBI's taxonomy places the organism in Eukaryota, Metazoa, Chordata, Mammalia, Perissodactyla, Rhinocerotidae. The record is from RefSeq and is a predicted model, not a curated record. Bases 79 to 1614 code for a protein of 511 amino acids. Gene Ontology annotation, cellular component: plasma membrane. The transcript is spliced from 10 exons.
CUCUCUCACUGAGACGGCCACAGCAAGCAGAGGCUGAAAAAAAAAGAGCAAAGAGGAAGAAAACAAAAGCUGCCAAUUAUGGAAGAUAGAAAGGAUUCUGAACUGAAGAGAUUUUGUUCCAGAAAUAUACUGAUUGUCCUUGGCUUCUCUUCUACCCUGGCUGUGAUUGCUUUGAUUGCUGUGGGGCUGACCCAGAACAAACCAUUGCCAGAAAAUGUUAAGUAUGGGAUUGUGCUGGAUGCGGGUUCUUCUCACACAAGUUUGUACAUCUAUAAGUGGCCAGCAGAAAAGGAGAAUGACACAGGGGUGGUGCAUCAGAUAGAAGAGUGCAAGGUAAAAGGUCCUGGAAUCUCAAAAUAUGCUCAAAAGUUAACUGAAAUAGGCAUUUAUCUGACUGCAUGCAUGGAAAGAGCCAGGCAUGUGAUUCCACAGUCCCAGCACCGAGAUACACCUGUUUACCUGGGAGCCACGGCAGGCAUGCGGUUACUCAGGAUAGAAAAUACACCAUUGGCAGACAAGGUCCUGACUGAGGUGACGAAGAGCCUUAGCAGCUACCCCUUUAACUUCCAGGGGGCCAGAAUCAUCACGGGCCAAGAAGAAGGCGCCUAUGGCUGGAUUACUAUCAACUAUCUGCUGGGCAAAUUCACUCAGAAACUGCGAUGGCUCAACCUGAAGCCAAAUAGAGACCAUACUCAGGAAACCUAUGGAGCUUUAGACCUUGGGGGAGCCUCUACACAAAUCACUUUUGUGCCCCAAAACAACAGUAUCGAGUCUCCAGACAAUGCUCUGCGCUUUCGCCUCUAUGGCAAGAACUACAGUGUAUACACACACAGCUUCUUGUGCUAUGGGAAGGAUCAAGCGCUCAUGCAGAAACUGGCCAAGGACAUUCAGGGUACAAAUGGAACCCUCAGGGACCCAUGCUUUCAUCCUGGAUAUACGAAGGUAAUGAACAUAAGUGACCUUUACAAGAGCCCUUGCACCAAGAAAUUUGAGACAACUCUUCAGUUACAUCAGUUUCAAAUCCAGGGCACUGGAAACUAUCAACAAUGCCAGCAAAGCAUCCUUCAGCUCUUCAACAACAGUUACUGCCCUUACUCCCAAUGUUCCUUCAAUGGGAUUUUCUUGCCCCCACUCAAAGGGGAUUUUGGGGCAUUUUCAGCUUUUUACUAUGUGAUGGAGUUUUUAAACUUUACAUCAUUAGAGGAAACUCCCUCUCAGGAAAAGGUGACUGCCACGAUGGAAAAUUUCUGCUCUCAGACUUGGGAAGAGCUGAAGAUAAAUUUUGGUGAAGUGAAAGAGAAGUACCUGAGUGAAUACUGCUUUUCUGGCACCUACAUCCUCUCUCUCCUUCUGAACGGCUAUCAUUUCACAGCUGAUUCCUGGAAGCAUAUUCAUUUCAUGGGCAAGAUCCGGAGCAGCAACGUCGGGUGGACAUUGGGCUACAUGCUGAACCUGACCAACAUGAUCCCAGCUGAGCAGCCGUUGUCCACACCUCUUCCCCACUCCACCUAUGUCUUCCUCAUGGUCCUCUUCUCCCUGAUCCUGGUCGUAGUGGCCAUCAUAGGCAUGUUUAUCUUUCACAAGCCUUCAGAUUUCUGGAAAGACAGGGUAUAGGAGGAGCAACUGAAAUCUACUGGCUGGAGUGAGAAAAAAACUUGCCCAGGGAGCACUUUCCUCCAAAAUGAUGUAUAAGGUCAUCCUUCCUUGCUCACCAAGGCCAGUCUUGACCAGCAUGAAGCUUCCUUGGCUUUUGCUGAAGCCUCUUGUGGGAGGUAUUCACCACCUUCUGCCUCAAGGACUUCCUGGCAGACAUUGUUUCUUUUGUGAGUCUUUCCCAACUCUCCUCUUUCUCUUUUGUACUCUGUGCUUGUGUAGGUCUUAAAGACCUACCACCUUUCAUGAUCUUUGCUUUAUAAAAGAACAAUACUGACUUUGUCCAGAAGAACUGAGAGUCCUGAGUCCUCUGCUGGAAGUCGGGCUGGCUAAAAGAAGCAUCUCAGGAACUGGUUCGGUUGUACUCUUACAGACCCUUUCUCUCUCCUAUUUCCCAUUAUUAAGAAAGCCAUAUAAUGCCUUUGGAGAGGGCAGACACACAUCCAAUUCCCAGCCUGCCCUUUGCCUGGGAGAACUUUCUAGACUAGGCGAAUAUGUGCUAGGGCCAAAGAGUCUUACAAGGGAAUUUAUGUGCUUGUGCAGUUAAUACAAUACUUAAUCCAAUCCAAAAUAGGGAUGUGGAUGAAUCACAUAUUCCCGGGUGAUGCCAAAAUGCUACAGAGUGGAACACCCAGACCAGAGAAAAGCUGAUGUACAUAUAAGCAUUCAUAUAUCAGGGCAUACUACAUGGUAGGUGUAUACAUGUCAGGAAGAAAAAUACAGUUGCAACGCAGGGUCGGGAAGAUGCAUCCUCCAAUGCAUCUAUUGGUGUUUUGUUUUUAUUGUGGUAAAAUGCAUAUAACAUAAAAUUCACCAUUUUAACACAUACAAUUCAGUGGCGCUUGGUACAUUCACAAUGUUGUGCAACCAUUACCACUAUCUAAUUUCAGAACACUUUAAUCACCAAGAAAUUGGCUGGAGGCAAGACCAUCCCUGGGUAGGCUUGAACCACCAAACUUUCAGUUAAUAGCCAAAUAUGCUAACCAACUGCACCACAAAGAUGCCCAUUGAGUUUUAAAGCCAUGCCAUAUCUUAUUGUUCCACGGUUUAAUUUAGUGAGAGAGCUGCAUUAGUGUAGAGUGGCAUGCCUGUUCACUGUCAUGGUAUUUACACAUUGAAAUGUGCCAAGAACCAGAUCUGAAAGUGUUGUUGCCACCCCUCUCACACAAGUAUGGGCUCUAUUUACUUACUCCGUGGAAUGUUUUGUGGGAGAAGCAGCAGCUAUGGAUCUUGUCACAGAAACAUUAAGAGACCGUGUACCUCCUUCCUUUAAGGACUAUUGUUAAGAGUUACCUGUUGAGCAGGAUGGAGUGGUGAUGUGUUGCUCUGACCUUGUCCCAAGCUCUCCAUCUCUGGAUUUGGGGACUGAUUGUUGAGUUGAUGCAGGGUGGAGGGGGAGGAAAAGCUCUUCCACAAACUAGCAGCCAAAUGUCCCUUAUCUCUUGAAUAAUCAAGUCAUUUUUGACAACAUCCAGGUGAAUAUAAGCUUAAUAAAGCUGUGGACAGGAACUUUUUCCUUUCUGCUCACAACUGAA